This is a messenger RNA of Myodes glareolus (Bank vole), 5872 nucleotides long. The record is from RefSeq and is a predicted model, not a curated record. NCBI's taxonomy places the organism in Eukaryota, Metazoa, Chordata, Mammalia, Rodentia, Cricetidae.
GCGCUGCCGAAGCCUGGAGCAUCCUGCCGCUGAGCUGAGCGAAGCUCUGGAUCUGCGCGCUUGACAGCCCCGGGAGAAGGAGGCGCGGGAGACAGGGUGAUCAGCGAGAUUCACAGCCCUGGAACUGCGCGGGCUCCGCGGCGGCAGCUCCAGGAACUUCUGCAUCAAUUUCCAUUUGACAAGCUGGUGACCAAGAUGCCCAGAGAUUAGUCCCCAUGCGUGUGCGUCACCUUAGACACAGUCAUAAGACACAGCAAGCCUCCAGUCUUCCUGACCUGUUGCUUGGGGACACAUCCCUUCCCUGCUCCUGACGUCUGCCUGGUCAACCUUGGCUUCCUCAGAGAACAAGGAAGGAGGUGGGACACAUGAAACCAUGCCACCCAAGGCCGACUGGCAAUGAGCGAGUGACGCCAAGCUGACGUCAGAGACAGAGACGACUGCAAUUCUGCCACCAGCUCUUUUCCCAGAGUAGCUCGGGGCCCCUGUAGGAGUCGUCUUAGCUUGGAGGUCUUCCAAAGGACACAGACACCAUGGAAGAGCACACAUUUGGAGUUCAGCAGAUCCAACCCAAUGUCAUUUCUGUCCGUCUCUUCAAACGCAAAGUUGGGGGUCUGGGCUUCUUGGUGAAGGAACGGGUCAGCAAGCCACCCGUGAUCAUCUCCGACCUGAUUCGAGGAGGCGCCGCGGAACAGAGCGGCCUCAUCCAAGCCGGAGACAUCAUUCUAGCCGUCAAUGGCCGGCCGCUGGUGGACCUCAGCUAUGACAGCGCCCUGGAGGUACUCAGGGGCAUUGCCUCUGAGACCCAUGUGGUCCUCAUUCUGAGAGGCCCCGAGGGCUUCACUACACACCUGGAGACCACCUUCACAGGAGACGGAACCCCCAAGACCAUCCGGGUGACCCAGCCCUUGGGUCCCCCCACCAAAGCUGUGGAUCUGUCCCACCAACCAUCAGGCAGCAAAGACCAGCCAUUGGCAGUAGGCAGGACCAUGGGUCCUGGUAAUGGACCUCAGCAUGCCCCUGGCAAUGGACACGAAGCCGGCUUAGUCUCCCAGGCCAAUGGUCUGGCCAUUGACCCUACAAUAAAAAGUACCAAGGCCAAUCUCCAGGACAGCGGAGAACAUGACGAACUGCUCAAAGAGAUAGAACCUGUACUGAGCCUCCUCAACAGCGGAGGCAAAGCAAUCAACAGAGGUGGACCAGCCAAAGCAGAAAUGAAGGACACAGGUGUCCAGGUGGACAGAGACGGGGAUGGCAAGCUGCCCAAAGCUCUGCCGCUGGGCAGUGAGAACGACCGAGUCUUCAAUGACCUGUGGGGGAAGGGCAACGUCCCUGUGGUCCUCAACAACCCAUAUUCAGAGAAGGAGCAGCCCCCCACCUCUGGAAAACAGUCCCCCACCAAGAAUGGCAGCCCUUCCAGGUGCCCCCGCUUCCUCAAGGUCAAGAACUGGGAGACAGAUGUGGUCCUCACUGACACUCUGCACCUCAAGAGUACAUUGGAAACGGGGUGCACAGAGCACAUCUGCAUGGGCUCUAUCAUGUUACCAUCCCAGCACACUCGGAAGCCAGAAGAAGUCCGCACAAAGGACCAGCUCUUUCCGCUAGCCAAAGAAUUUCUCGACCAAUACUACUCGUCCAUUAAAAGGUUUGGCUCCAAGGCGCACAUGGACAGGCUGGAGGAGGUGAACAAGGAGAUUGAAAGCACCAGCACCUACCAGCUCAAGGAUACGGAGCUCAUCUAUGGCGCCAAGCAUGCCUGGCGGAAUGCCUCUCGAUGUGUGGGCAGGAUCCAGUGGUCCAAGCUGCAGGUGUUCGAUGCCAGAGACUGCACCACAGCGCAUGGCAUGUUCAACUACAUCUGUAACCACGUCAAGUAUGCCACCAACAAGGGGAACCUCAGGUCGGCCAUCACUAUAUUCCCCCAGAGGACAGACGGCAAACAUGACUUCCGAGUGUGGAACUCACAGCUCAUCCGCUAUGCUGGCUACAAGCAACCAGAUGGCUCUACCUUGGGGGACCCUGCGAAUGUGCAGUUUACAGAGAUCUGUAUUCAGCAGGGCUGGAAAGCCCCGAGAGGCCGCUUCGAUGUCCUGCCGCUCCUGCUCCAGGCCAAUGGCAAUGACCCCGAGCUUUUCCAGCUCCCCCCAGAGCUGGUGCUGGAAGUGCCCAUCAGGCACCCCAAGUUUGACUGGUUUAAAGACCUGGGGCUCAAAUGGUAUGGCCUCCCUGCUGUGUCCAACAUGCUUCUGGAGAUUGGGGGCCUGGAGUUCAGCGCCUGUCCCUUCAGCGGCUGGUACAUGGGCACGGAGAUCGGCGUCCGCGACUACUGCGACAACUCUCGCUACAACAUCCUGGAGGAAGUAGCCAAGAAGAUGAACUUGGACAUGAGGAAGACGUCCUCUCUGUGGAAGGACCAGGCGUUGGUGGAGAUCAACAUUGCUGUUCUGUACAGCUUCCAGAGUGACAAGGUGACCAUUGUUGACCAUCACUCUGCCACCGAGUCCUUCAUUAAACACAUGGAAAAUGAAUACCGCUGCAGAGGGGGCUGCCCUGCCGACUGGGUGUGGAUUGUGCCCCCCAUGUCGGGCAGCAUCACCCCUGUCUUCCACCAGGAGAUGCUCAACUAUCGACUCACCCCAUCCUUCGAAUACCAGGUCCUGCCCCGCACUGCUCUGGCCGUCAAGUUCUCAGCCAAGCUGAUGGGGCAGGCCAUGGCCAAGAGGGUCAAAGCAACCAUUCUCUAUGCCACAGAGACAGGCAAAUCGCAAGCCUACGCCAAGACCCUGUGCGAGAUUUUCAAGCACGCCUUUGACGCCAAGGCGAUGUCCAUGGAGGAGUAUGACAUUGUGCACCUGGAACACGAAGCCCUGGUCUUGGUGGUCACCAGCACCUUUGGCAAUGGAGACCCCCCUGAGAACGGGGAGAAAUUCGGCUGCGCUUUGAUGGAGAUGAGGCACCCAAACUCCAUGCAGGAGGAAAGGAAGAGCUACAAGGUUCGAUUCAACAGCGUCUCCUCCUAUUCUGACUCCCGCAAGUCGUCAGGCGAUGGGCCCGACCUCAGGGACAACUUUGAAAGUACUGGACCACUGGCCAAUGUGAGGUUCUCAGUAUUCGGCCUGGGCUCUCGGGCGUACCCUCACUUCUGUGCCUUCGGGCACGCAGUGGACACCCUCCUGGAGGAGCUAGGAGGGGAGAGGAUUCUGAAGAUGAGGGAGGGGGAUGAGCUCUGCGGGCAGGAAGAGGCUUUCAGGACCUGGGCCAAGAAGGUCUUCAAGGCAGCCUGUGAUGUGUUCUGCGUGGGGGAUGACGUCAACAUCGAGAAGGCAAACAAUUCCCUCAUCAGUAACGACCGCAGCUGGAAGAGGAACAAGUUCCGCCUCACCUAUGUGGCUGAAGCUCCAGAGCUGACACAAGGUCUUUCCAACGUGCACAAAAAGCGAGUCUCAGCCGCUCGAUUCCUUAGCCGCCAAAACCUGCAGAGCCCCAAGUCCAGCCGAUCAACCAUCUUCGUGCGUCUCCACACCAAUGGGAAUCAGGAGCUGCAGUACCAGCCAGGCGACCACCUAGGUGUCUUCCCUGGCAACCACGAGGACCUCGUGAAUGCGCUCAUUGAGCGGCUGGAGGAUGCGCCGCCCGCCAACCACAUGGUGAAGGUGGAGAUGCUGGAAGAGAGGAACACAGCUCUGGGUGUCAUCAGCAAUUGGAAGGAUGAGCCCCGCCUCCCACCCUGCACCAUCUUCCAGGCCUUCAAGUACUACCUGGACAUCACCACGCCACCCACGCCGCUGCAGCUGCAGCAGUUCGCCUCCCUGGCCACCAGCGAGAAAGAGAAGCAGCGGCUGCUGGUCCUCAGCAAGGGGCUGCAGGAGUACGAGGAGUGGAAAUGGGGCAAGAACCCCACGAUGGUGGAGGUGCUGGAGGAGUUCCCGUCCAUCCAGAUGCCGGCCACGCUUCUCCUCACCCAGCUGUCCCUGCUACAGCCUCGCUACUAUUCCAUCAGCUCCUCCCCAGACAUGUACCCCGAUGAAGUGCACCUCACGGUGGCCAUUGUCUCCUACCACACUCGAGAUGGGGAAGGGCCCAUUCACCACGGCGUGUGCUCCUCCUGGCUCAACCGGAUACAGGCUGAUGACGUAGUCCCCUGCUUCGUGAGAGGUGCCCCUAGCUUCCACCUGCCUCGAAAUCCCCAGGUCCCUUGUAUCCUGGUUGGCCCAGGCACCGGCAUCGCACCCUUCCGAAGCUUCUGGCAACAGCGACAAUUUGACAUUCAACACAAAGGAAUGAAUCCCUGCCCCAUGGUCCUGGUCUUCGGGUGUCGACAAUCCAAGAUAGAUCAUAUCUACAGAGAGGAGACCCUGCAGGCCAAGAACAAGGGUGUCUUCCGAGAGCUGUAUACUGCCUACUCCCGGGAACCUGACAGGCCAAAGAAAUACGUGCAGAAUGUGCUUCAGGAGCAGCUGGCCGAGCCUGUGUACCGCGCCCUGAAGGAGCAAGGAGGCCACAUCUAUGUCUGUGGGGAUGUCACCAUGGCCGCCGACGUCCUCAAAGCCAUCCAGCGCAUAAUGACCCAGCAGGGGAAGCUCUCAGAGGAGGAUGCUGGUGUGUUCAUCAGCAGACUGAGGGAUGACAAUCGGUACCAUGAGGACAUCUUUGGAGUCACCCUGCGAACGUAUGAAGUGACCAACCGCCUUAGAUCUGAGUCCAUUGCCUUCAUUGAAGAAAGCAAAAAAGACACAGAUGAGGUUUUCAGCUCCUAACUGGAUCCUCCUGCCCCAUGGGAUGGUGGGGUGGCCACCCCAAGUGCCCAAGCUAGGGCGGCCACAGUUGACUAAUCGCGGACACACAUGGCUGAACUUUCCCCACGGGACCCCAUGUGACCGACCCUGCCUCUUGUCCUGUUGCUGUGUCCUGGUCCUUCCUCCCACCCCACACUCCCAACCCUGGGUUUUCUCCUUGACUCUUCUCCUGCAAUGCAUUGUCCCUGUAUCCUGCAGUGGCUCUUACAAAACCCUCCCUACCCGCUCGUUGCCAAGGGCAGGUUGUGGCACAUGAAACCACCAGGUCAUGGCUGUCACUCCUGUUGGGGUCUAAAGGCAACUGGCACUGGGCUUCAGAGUCACCCUGAACCAGUCCUUUGACCACUUCAGCACCUCCCAUGAGUGUGUACGUGCGUGCGUGCGUGCAUGUGUGACAGGCCUAGGUCACACUCUGUCCUCUUACCUGAGUCCUCUGCCUUCGUGAAGCACGUCCAGUGCCCGCUGCCUUCGUGAAGGACGUUCAGUGUCAUGAAGCGUGUUCCUAACUAUUGCUAAUCCCUCUCCCACGUCCGUCAUGACAGAUCUGUGUCAGCCUCUCUGAAACACAUCAAGUCCCUUCACUACUCUAGGCGAACCAAUCCCAGCGGGAGAUAGGCAGGUGAUGGAGAGGAAGAUGUCCGUGUGAAGGAGUCAGUCAUUGGUUCAAGGUGUUCAGAGUCUGACCCCCGUCAGCAGAGGUCUGUCUGGGAGAUUUUCCCAGAUGGUGAAUUGGGCAAGCACCUCCCCACCCCCACCCACCCCAGCUGGGGCCACCAGCCCUUGAGCUCCCUCCCAACACCAAGGCAGCCCCAUCUAGGAGCCCAGCAGUCUUGAGAAGCAUGCCCAAGAGAAGUCGGCUUUGAGUCCCAUGUUCUAUGCUUUUGUUUGGUUCUGUGAGGCAGAAAAACAGAACAACAACAACAAAAAAUUCCUCUAUGUCCUGAGCCAGGAUGGGGGCUGCCAAACAGAAAGUGCCUAGGACUUUAUGGUUGUGGACCCAAACCUAAGAACUUCAGUCCUCCCUCCCUCCCUCCCUCCCUUUCUCCCUGCCUCCCUCCCUCCUUUCUUCCAUUCUCCCA